Salpingoeca rosetta is the source of this 3914-nucleotide messenger RNA. RefSeq names its product MYO1B protein. Gene Ontology annotation, molecular function: cytoskeletal motor activity; protein binding; ATP binding. Bases 675 to 3554 code for a protein of 959 amino acids. The transcript has 10 exons. NCBI's taxonomy places the organism in Eukaryota, Choanoflagellata, Craspedida, Salpingoecidae. Gene Ontology annotation, cellular component: myosin complex. The record is from RefSeq and is a predicted model, not a curated record.
GUUGGGUUGUGCGGCUGCUGUGUGUUUGGCUGCGCAUCAGCGCGAAGGAUCAAAGGGUGUCAUGUGUCAAAGUCACAUCUCAUGCCGCAAACACCGAUUGCUCAGCUCUUUGCUUGCUUGCUUUGCUUCACUCACCUGCUUGCUUGCUGAUCGGCAAACAUUGUUCACAAUCCACCCCACCCUUUGGCGACGGCAACUUCCGAAUACCCACAGCAACAGCAACAGCAACUUGCGAACACAAACACACACACACACACACACACACGCACACUGCAAGUUCUUCGCCACACUGCCGUGGAAAGAAGGCAAGGCACGCCAGGCAUCCCAUCCAUCAAACAAAGCAGCAGCACCACCUGCCACACCAGCAGCAAGCCACGGAACAACAGCAGCACCAUCCGCUCACAACAGCCAUACCUACCGCAUCUGCUGCACACCACACACCAAUCCGGCGUUCUGUUCAUCUCGGCAACCAGGCAGGCAUUCAUUCUCCGAUCCAACCAACACCAAACCACAGAUACACCAGAUCCCUCGAGCGGAUCAACACAGCAACCCUGCAUAAUUUGUGAGACGGCCUUGACUGCCUGAGCACAAACAAGAAACUUGCAUCAACUACCUCCGAGCAUCGAAUACUGAGCAACAGCAACAACUGAAAGGGUGUGCAACGCGACCUCACCAUGGCUGCACUCGGCGUCACGGACAACCUGGCCUCGCUGGAAAACCUGGACGAGGCCACUUUGCUCAAGGAGCUUCAAACUCGCUUCGACAACGAUGUCAUCUACACCUACGUGGGCGAGAUUCUCGUCUCAGUGAACCCGUUCAAGCAGAUUGACGGCCUGUACAGCGAUGAGCAAGCGCGCAAAUACGCUGUUGUUGGGGACAAGGGCGCCGUCAAGCCUCACCUCUUUGCCAUUGCAGACAUCGCCUUCCAGAACAUGGUGCAAGGCGGCAAGGACCAGGCGUGUGUCAUCUCUGGCGAGUCUGGCGCAGGAAAGACAGAGGCCGCAAAGCUGUUUGUGAAGCACCUCAUCCACGUGAGCCACGGCUCGGAGGUACAGGGCCUGCACACCAAGCUGGUGCAGGUCAACCCGCUCUUGGAGGCGUUUGGCAACGCGCAGACGCUCAUGAACGACAACAGCAGCCGCUUCGGCAAGUUCACGGAGAUUGUGUUCAGCAAGGACGGCAGCAUCCGCGGCGCCGUCAUGAGCCAGUACCUCCUGGAGAAGUCUCGCGUCGUGCACCAGAACCCGGGCGAGCAGACCUUCCACGUGUUCUACCUGCUGCUUGCCGGCGCGACCGACGACGACCGCAUCACAUAUGCGCUACGCCAGCCAGAGGAGUACGGCUACAUUGCCAGCAACCCAGAUGCCCUGGAGGCCAUUGGCACCCCCGCGCUCGCCGCAGCAAGCAGAGAGCUGCACGAGUGCAUCCGCACCAUCGGCUUCACCGACGACGAGAAGGCCAACCUGUGGGCCCUCCUCUCGGGCGUGCUGCUGCUGGGCAACCUGGACUUCACAGACGUGGGCGAUGCAGCGGAGGUGGCCGCCGACAAAGCGCUCCUGCAGGACUGCUGUGCGCAGCUUGGCUUGGACGAGCACACGCUCAAGCUCGCCCUCACCCGCAGCGUGAACGUGAUCCGCGGCGAGGAGACGGAGCGCGCGUACAAGCUACACGAGGCCGUGGACUGCCGCAACGCAACAGCAAAGGCGCUGUACAACCGCGCGUUCUCGUGGAUCUUCGAGCGGUGCAACCAGCUCCUCGGCCCGCACAAGCGCAACCCUUCCGACCACAGCAUCGGCAUCCUGGACAUCUUUGGGUUUGAGUGCUUCGACACCAACAGCUUUGAGCAGCUGUGCAUCAACCUCGCCAACGAGCAGCUGCAGUUCUUCUUCAACGAGCACAUCUUCCGCAUGGAGCUUGUGGAGUACGAACGCGAGGGCAUUGACGGUGCCGCCAUCACCUACACAGACAACAAGCCCCUGCUUGACCUGUUUCUCAAGUCAAAGACGGGGCUCAUCGCCGUCCUAGACGAAGAGAGCAACUUCCCGCGCGCAACAGACGACACGCUUGUGGAAAAGCUGCAUGGACGCUUCACGGAGCACAACGACUACACCCGGCCGCGCGGAAACGAGUGCCAGUUCACCUUGCGUCAUUACGCUGGACACGUGGAGUAUGACGCCGACGGCUUCCUCUACAAGAACAGAGACACACUCGCAGUUGAUGUCAUUGGCGCCCUCCGCGUCAGUGAGAACGAGCUUGUACGCAAGUUGUUUGGUGCUGAACCCGCAAAAGCGGUCAAGGGCAAUCGCAAACACGGCCCCAAGGGCAAGCUGCUCAACCUGAAGGAAUCCAAGGCCCUCAUGCGUGCAAGCACACGUCAGGCACGCGCCGAUCUCGCCCGCAAGCAGCGCGCCUCCGUUGCCACGACAUUCAAGAAAUCGCUGUCCGAGCUGAUGGGGCGGCUAAACGUUGCGUCGCCGCACUUCAUUCGCUGCGUGAAACCAAACCUGGACAAGCAGUGUGAGCUGUUUGAUGAAGACUUGGUGUCGAAGCAACUCAAGUACACAGGCAUGCUCGAGACAACACGCAUUCGUCGCGAAGGCUUUGCAUACAGGCCCCUCUUUGCAGACUUUGUCUCAAGGUACAAAGUGCUGGCGUGGAACGUUGGAGAGAGCGCGUCUGCCCAGGCCACGUGCCGCCGCAUCCUUGACAACGCCGGCAUCGAUGGGUACUUUGUUGGCAAGACCAAGGUGUUCCUGCGCUACUGGCACGUGGACCAUCUCAGCGCCGCCGUGCGACCCGUACAGCUGGCUGCUUCCAGGCUGCAGAGCGCCGUGCGCGGGUUCUUUGCGCGCCGGCGUGUGCGCACCAUCAUGGCUGCUGCUGCCGAGGAGAAGAAGCAGGCCGAGCGCUUCCUGAUUGGCGCUGAAAGGGCCGGUCUGGGCGUCCGUGAUGUCCUAUUGCACAUGUGCGAGUUGGACGAACGCCGCUUCCAGGCCGCACAGCUGAGCGACGACAACAUGCUUGGUGCCGAUGAUGAUGACGAUGAGGAGGACGAUGAGGAGGAAGAGGUGUAUCCGCCACACAACCCGAACCCACCACUGCCGCCGCGCACGCCUGCCGGCAACAGCCCGUCACUGCAGCAACGGCGACGCACAGACCAGCGGGCGAAGAGCGUCAAGUGGUUCCGUGAUGUGGAGAAGCAAAAGGGCGCAGGCAUGGCCGAAAACUCGUUUGCACAGUGGUUCCACGGCGUCAUCUCCCGCAGGGAGGCCGAACACAUGCUGCGUGACAAGGAGAGCGGAACGUUCCUGGUGCGUGUGGCGGAGAGUCGAUUUGGAUACUCUCUCUCGCUCAUCCACGAGGGCCGCGUGAAGCACUUUAUGAUCAACGUCAACGGCGAUGAGGAAUAUCAACUUGUUGGCAACGACCGCCGCUUCCCAAGUUUGAAUGCCAUUGUCAACUACCACGAAACACACUCCGUCACCAGCGCACAUGACAGGCUCAAGCGCCCCUGCCCACGCCCAGACUCGGCAAACCUUGUCGAGCUGUCGUGACAUGACAUGACACCUGCUAAGCUUUGCUUUUGUUUGUUUGUUUGUUUCGUUUCGUUUCGUUUCGUUUGUGUUUGCUCGUGUUCAGAUGUUACAAGCGUGAACGCCACAGAUGUGAAAAGCGAGUGAGCGGGCGUAGUUAAACACCGCUUGCGUCAAUUUCAUUCUUCCCUUCCCUUCACCUUCACCUCUUUCCUUUCCUUCGCCUAUGCUGACUGACUGUUAAUGAUUCUGUUGCCAAAGCGCACGGUGCUCGGUUCUCGGCCGUGUGUGCUUUUGUUCUUUCAUGGCCGCGUCCAGGCGUCCCUGCCAGCCACCACGCUGGACACACGCGCUCCACAAUUGAAAAACACGCGAAAGCAU